Molecule: messenger RNA, 3311 nt
Organism: Notechis scutatus (mainland tiger snake)
Lineage: Eukaryota; Metazoa; Chordata; Lepidosauria; Squamata; Elapidae
Gene: TRIR
Product: telomerase RNA component interacting RNase
Molecular function (GO): 3'-5' exonuclease activity; 5'-3' exonuclease activity
Source: RefSeq, a predicted model, not a curated record
CUGGCUUCGUAAUCGUUUCCCGUCAUCCUCCGGGCGCGCGCAGGCUGGGUCAGGGAAGGGCUCGAGAGAUGGCCGCGGCGCCAGGCGGAGAAGGCCCGGCUUCCGAGGCGGCAGGACCGGGCGGCGUCAACGUGUUCGCCAACGACGGUUCUUUUCUCGAACUGUUCAAGCGGCGCAUGGAGGAAGCCUCUGCGUCGGGAGGAAAGAGUGGACGAGAAAUGCCGAUCGCCGGAGCCGAGAAGCGGAAAGAGACCGAACCGCGGCCAGAGCCUCCCGGGGACCCAGAGCCACCGGGAAAGAAGCGGAGCGGGAGCGCCCUCAGCUUCGUGGGCAAGCGGAGAGGGGGCAGCAAGCUAGCCCUGAAGACAGGAAUGGUAGCCAAGAAACAAAAGACAGAGGAGGAGGUUUUGACAAAUAAAGGAGAUGCAUGGGCGAAAUAUAUGGCUGAAGUGAAAAAGUACAAAGCCCACCAGUGCAGUGAUGAUGAUAAAACCCGGCCUUUAGUGAAAUAACUUUUAUCUCCAGCCUGGACUGUCUGUGAUGUACAUAAUUAUUUAAAAUAUCAAAGGAGUAGUGCUGUCCCACAAGACUGAAUGCUGCCAUGGCAGCAGGAGACUUGCCAUACUUUUAUAUUUGAAAACUUAAGAGCCUCCUUCACUGAUUCGUUUAUUGUUUUCCCCUUCUUCUGAGAGCUAAGAACUUUGACUUAGUUGCCAGAUUUUUAAUUUGUAACACCCUCUCUCCAAAUAGUGGAAUUGGUCUGACAUUUCUUUCCCCAAAUCAUCAGGCAUCAGGCAUUCCUUUGCUGAUAAACCUUCAGCAUUGAGCCUUUGCUUAACUUUUUCUGUACCCCUGAACUUUUUACUAUAGUACAUGCUAAGAAGCCCUCUUUAUCAAAUUCAGUACCUUUUACUGCUGAAGAUAAAUUUAAAAUAUGGUUGCAAAUAGUAGGUACUGCAGACUGUAAUAAUUCCAGAGCUUGAAGUAAUCCCUCUCUUCACUAUGAAAGACAAAUGAAUCUGGAUCUCUUGAUACGUUUAAUGUCUGACUGUUCUGUAGUUGCAUUUUUGCCCGUAUUGUUCUCUUCCCUUACUUCAAUUUCACUGCAUAUUGCAGCGAAUUAUGGAGUUUUGUAUUUAAUUCCAGCUGCUGCUUAAGUUUUUUCCUAGUCUUUUCCUAUGCAUGCUCCAAAUCUAAUACUGGGGGGUAUCCUGUGCCUGUCUACUAUCUAAGAAGCAAAAUGCUUGGUCUGUUUUUGUACCAAGUAUUAUAUAUUUGAGAAAAAUCACUAAAAUUACCUUAGGUGCUCUCUGCAAUGAAUUCUAGAUACUAUAAUUUUAACCUUUGACUGCUCCUAUGCUUUACUCCCAGGUGUUAUGAGCAGAGGUCCUUGGCUCUGAAAGCAAAAGCUUAGGGCUGUAGCCAUUGUAUUGAUAAUGGCUUUUUGCAUGCAUGGGACCUAUGCUCUUUUACCACUUGUUUACAUAUGCUGAGUUUGAUUUUUUUAAUACUUUCCAUAAAAUACUGUUGAAAUGGAAAGCACCUGAUGUGCAUUGGACACUGAAAUUGAGCAGGGCAAUUUCAUAUAAGGGCUUCUGGUACAAUCCCAACAAUCGAGUUCAAGUCAGGAAACACUAAUGAGAACUUCUGUUUUCUGGCUGGCAUAGAGAAGCUAUUUUUUGUUGUGGGAUUGGGUUUCACUUCUAAAUGUUAUCCAGUUUGUGCCAUUUUCUCUUAAUAGAUUGGGCUGGUUUUUGAGCUGCACUAUUAAUGUGAUAUUCACAAAGAUGGAUUUGUACUCUGGAGAAAAACAAACUAAGGUUUGAUCUCACUGUUUGGGUCUAUUUUUCCCUUCUUCAAUCAUCAUUGUUCAUCACUGGACCAGAUCUAUUAAAUACAUUUCUGCCUUGAAAAGGCCAUUGGUUUCCACAUUAUCUUCGGCCUUUGGGUAAUGCAUUUGAAGAACAAUGCUUUCUUUAUAUCAGGGUUCUUUAAGCAUUUUUGCUGGAAUUUCACAUAAAACAUCUGAGUGCUCUUUAGUGUAACUAAGAACUCUCAUUGCAUAACAGGUUUUACAUGCACAAUGAGCAUGUAGGAACUAUUUCUGAAUAUGGUAAGGGAGUGGUUAGAUGAAACAAAAAUUCUGUUUUUGCCUCUCAUAAUAUGAGAUUGCUGUUAAAACACCAGAAAAAAAUAAAGAUUUAGUAUUUUAUUUUCAGCCUCCUGUAAAGUGAUGCCAAUUUUCUUCUUUGUUAUAUACUCGAUCAGGCUUGCGACUUCAUUGCUUUUGACCUCUACAGCCCAGAUUAGAGUACUAAUCAUCCUUAAUACAGUAAUAUUUUUUAAAUAAUAGAAUUGUGUUGUGGGUAUUUGUUGGUAUAUGUUUCCCAUAUAUAUAUUUUCUAGAUAGCAUUAUUUAAACAUGCAAAGUCAUUAAAACUCUACUAGGUAUAACCAUAGCAUCCAGAUUUUCUUUUGCUUAUGUGUUGAUAAGAAUUCUUUAAAUACACAUGACACUGAACAAUAGUUAUCAGAAGGUUGAAAGCUAAAUGAGUUGUUCUGCACUUAAAAUGAUUAGAAUUGUUUUCCAUAAAUAUGCAUUGUAAAGUUAGAGAAAAUGGAUUAUUUUUCUUAUAGUAAUUGUGCAGCCAAAAAAAAAUAUUUCUAAACUGUCAUGGUUUGCACAUGCAGACACUACUAGGUUCAUGCAUUGUGCUAAGCCCGAAUGAGACAGCCCAUGUUAAAGCUUACCAUAUUGCAUAAACAGUUAUAAUUACAUAAUGCAAAAAAUGGCAUUUCUGUCUAUAAACUAGUGAAAUGUUGUAUUUUGCUUUCAGUUAAUGAAAAAAACAAGAUGCAUUUGCCUUUUUCUGAGUUAUAUUUACCAUAUUUUUGAAAAAAAAUAGCAGUUAAUGGAAUAGGUAAAAACCAUAAUAAGUGGAGCAUGAAAACAGUUCCUUUCACAGUACACAAGCUGUUGCUCAUAUUUUCCAGAAGUUCUUUGACUAUUGCAUGUACUUUGUAUUUUGAAAUAUAUCUUUUACUAAAUGAUAGUCACUGCUGUUCAGAAAUAACUUCAUUUUUACUGCCCAAGCUAUUUUCAUAUCAAAGUUACAAUUUUGGGUUAUAUUACUAGGUUUAAUCAAUCAUAUAAGCCACAUGGAAUUGAUCCUCUGUUCUGUGGAUUUUUUUUCUUUUUAUGAAGUAAACAGUAAUUACCUUACCAAGUGAUUCUUUGGGAUAGAAAAAAGAAGUUAUUGAUAACACUUCUCAAGUGAUAGUCCCUUAUAGUAGACCGCCCAUCUUUUGCA